AAAAAAAACUCUCUGUAAACCACAAACAAACCUAAUAAUAUUCACGUACGUACUUCACUUCGCUUAACCACAACUUUCGAAACUAAUGGCUCCACCUGCAGCUGCUAGAAACUCAACUAACCAAACCACAACCGGGAUAGUCAAGGCGAAACCCGUGCCUAGACGUGCCUAUGUCACGUUCUUGGCUGGAAACGGAGACUAUUGGAAAGGCGUUGUUGCUCUUGCCAAGGGCCUCCGUAAGGCCAAGUCCGUGUACCCACUUGUUGUGGCCAUGCUUCCUGAUGUCCCUAUGGACCAUCGCCAAAAAUUGAUCUCCCAAGGCUGCAUCCUCAAGGAGAUCGAACCCUUGUACCCACCCGAAAACCAGACCCAAUUUGCUAUGGCAUACUAUGUUAUUAACUACUCCAAGCUCCGUAUAUGGGAGUUUGUGGAGUAUAGCAAGAUGAUAUAUUUGGAUGGAGACAUACAAGUUUUCGACAACAUUGACCAUCUGUUUGACUUGCCAGAUGGCCACUUCUACGCUGUGAUGGACUGUUUCUGCGAGCGAAACUGGAGAAACAGUCCACAAUACCAAAUCGGGUACUGUCAGCAGACACCCGACAAGGUCCAGUGGCCGGAAGAGAAGUUGGGCCCAAAACCUGCACUUUACUUCAACGCGGGAAUGUUCGUGUACGAGCCUAAUCUCUCGACUUACCAUGACCUCCUAGAGUCGGUAAAAACAACUCCUCCCACACUUUUCGCUGAACAAGACUUCUUGAACAUGUUCUUCAAGGACAUCUACAAGCCCAUCCCAACCGAGUACAACUUGAUCUUGGCAAUGCUAUGGCGCCACCCCGAGAACUUUGACCUUGAAAAAGUCAAGGUCGUGCACUAUUGUGCCGAUGGGUCAAAGCCGUGGAGGUACACGGGAGAAGAAGUGAAUAUGGACCGUGAAGACAUCAAGAUGUUGGUGAACAAGUGGUGGGACAUCUACAACGACGAGUCAUUGGAUUACUGGAGGAUAUGCGGGCAUUCCAUGGUUACCGGACACUUGUCCACAGUCGAUAAACCGACGACAGCCAUAACUAAGAGGGGCAAUCGAUAUGUUACUGCCCCGUCUGCUGCUUAGUCUUUAAAGAUGUUCUUUUUAUAUGUUAUAGUUUUAAUUUCUUGUUUGUAUGUUAAUGUUUCUCAAACCCACCAAGGGUGUUUGAGGUUUGAGGAAAUUACGAGUACGUAAUUAAAAAGAUAGUAGUAUAUAUUUAGCGGGGUGGGAUUUAUUAUUUAGUUUAAUUAUGAUGUGAUUUUUUGAUUUUUGGUUUGGGCUUGUAAGUAUUUUACUGGGAUUUCCAGCAUAUUAUUAAUGGAAAAUUCCUGUUUAUAUA
Molecule: messenger RNA, 1364 nt
Organism: Erigeron canadensis
Lineage: Eukaryota; Viridiplantae; Streptophyta; Magnoliopsida; Asterales; Asteraceae
Product: galactinol synthase 2-like
Exons: 2
Coding region: 86-1108 (340 amino acids)
Molecular function (GO): glycosyltransferase activity
Source: RefSeq, a predicted model, not a curated record